CGGCGCCAUGUGGGGCGUUCACCGCCGCGCGCGUUGCAGCUGUUGCAUCGCUCAUUUCAGUUCGUACGAUACCUAGCAGAGAUCUGGUUGGAACCACAGUCACCAAGCUCAAACAGUAAGAUGUGUACCUGUAGACCAAGAAAUUCUCUUUGCAUGCUGUAUCUCCUGGCCUUCAUCUGCUUAGCAGUUAACAUCAUGUUUGUCUUCCACCACUUCGUCCUUGAUCACACCGCCGACGAGAGGUAUAAACACUUAAACAAGCUAGCCCAGGAUCAAACGAGUUUAGGACGUGAUCUGAAAUCGAAUCAUGGGCACUCCAACCAAGCCCAGGCGAAUCCGGGACAAGAAGCGCUGAACAGAAACCGGGAGGGGGACAAUUCUCUGCAGGAAAUGCUGCAAGGGAAUGAAAGAUUGAUGAGAGGAAAAGCUGAUGCCGCCUUUCAGCAAGGUAAAAUGAGGGCUGGUCUGAAGAAGGAAUUGAACCAUCGUGAACCGGCUGAUAAGUUUAAGGAUGUGCCGGUCAGGCAAAAUGUUGAGUACGUAAAAGAUGACGUCGAUGGAGAAGAGCUUCCGGCCGAGCAAAAUGACAAGAUGGUGAAGGAUGGCGUGGGGGAUGUUCUCGACGACGACGAGGAGGAAUCCCCUUACUUUGAGAACGCGCGUGAGGUUGACCGUAGCGGCCCAGGGAUGAUGGGGGAGGCCGUGAAAAUUGUCGGCCUGUCGGCGUCGGAGAACAUGCGGUUGGAAGCUGGAAAGAAGAGCCACGCCUUCAACGAGUUAGCAAGCUCCAAGAUGUCGCUACACAGGACGCUUCCUGAUGCAAGAUUCCCUGCGUGUAAGACGCAAACAUAUCCGCACGACCUUCCGAAGACCAGCAUCAUCAUCUGUUUCCACAACGAGGCGUGGUCUACCCUCCUCCGCACCAUUCACAGCAUCACGGACAGGUCGCCUCUACGCCUGAUUCACGAAAUCGUCCUCAUUGACGAUGCCAGCAAUCUUGACCACUUGAGGGAACCCCUGGAGGACUACAUUGCCCUGAUUCAUGAGGUGCGGAUUCGUCUCCUUCGGUCCCCGGAGCGUGUUGGCUUGAUCCGAGCGCGCAUGCUUGGUGUAGACGCCAUGAAAGGGGAGAUCAUCACUUUCCUUGAUUCACACGUCGAAGUUAUGGUUGGCUGGUUGGAGCCCCUACUUGCCCGUGUCGCCGCUGACCGGACCAGGGUUGUCUUGCCCGUCGUGGAUGAAAUCAGCCAGGAGGACUUCAGGUAUCAUGUGGUCCCUGAACCACUCCAGAGGGGUGGAUUUAAUUGGCGCUUCCAGUACCGGUGGGUGGAAGACCCCGGAUAUCCCUAUCGUUCGUCCAAGGCAGACCCCAUACAGUCCCCGGCCAUGCCGGGUGGUCUUCUCACCAUGGACAAGGAAUUCUUCAUCAAACUCGGCGGCUACGACCCCGGAAUGGAAAUCUGGGGCGGAGAGAAUCUUGAGGAGUCUCUGAAGAUCUGGACCUGCGGUGGCAGCAUUGAGAUCAUCCCUUGCUCGCGCGUGGGUCACAUCUACCGCAACCGAUCUCCCUAUUCCUUCCUGGGCAAGAAACCGAUGGAUGUAGCCGAGAGGAACGCUAUGAGAGUGGUGGAGGUAUGGACGGACGAUUACAAGGAGCACUUUUAUAACCGGCUUCCUCACCUCCGGAGCAAAGACUUUGGGGACGUAGGGAAGCGCCGGCAGCUGAGAGCAAAGCUCGGCUGCAAGAGCUUCGAGUGGUACCUGAAGAACGUGUACCAGGAGCUGUACGUGCCGGACAUGGACGAGGUGCAGAAGUAUUCUGCUGCGAUUUCCAGUAAGUCCGGGGUGUGUUUGGAUUCAAACGAUCAGAAUGGACAGACUGGGAAGAGGUUGAUCGUGUGGGGUUGCCAUGGACUCGGAGGAAACCAGUAUUUUGAGCUCACCAACAAGGGACAGCUUCGGAACGACGAACUUUGUCUGGAGCCCGAUAACCUCAAUCGCUACGUCCUCUUGCAAAAGUGCGCCCCCAUCGGGAAAAGGCUAACCAAACAGACAUGGAGAUACGAAGAGCAGGGCAGCAGAAUACGACACGUCCCUUCAAGCCUGUGCUUGCAUGUGGCCAAGGCGGAGAAAGGAACCGAAGUGGAGAUCCGAAUGUGCCGGAGCAUGGACCUGGGCCAGAAGUGGACGUUCACGUGAUAAGUCUGGCAUAGGGCAACAAUACUUGCCUAUACAGUGUUGAGUAGGCGGGGUUCGCUUUCUGUCUUAAUAUCAAUAAAGUGGGGCUCAGUGUGAAACCUUUAAUACAGAGGCAAUCAACUUUAUUCAAAGGUCGGCCAUGUUGAAUUGAGAGCGAGAUUAUUAUUAUUUUUUUAAUUCUUGGAACCUCUGAGUAAAACCAUAAAGCCAUGAACUAAAAUUCAUUACUGAUGAAUUUCAUUUACGAUGAUGACUAAUUUGAAAUAAGUGAUUUAUUACACCUAAAUGUUUUAAGCAAUCUGUUUUUACAAAAUGAGAGUGAGGCAUGGCUCCCAAAACAGUCUGGCACUACCCUAUUCGUUGUAUAAAAUAGCUUCAGGGAACAUGAUAAAAAGGGCUUCCUUCUGAAUAAGGUCUAUUGACGACAAACGUUAGAGUUUCCUUAUAUACAUGUACCUAGCAUCCUUUUAGGUGAUUGUUAAGUUAAAUUCUGCUUUUAGUUGAAUUCGUUAGUACAAGAUGUUUUAAGUAGCUUUCUGGUUAUCAGUUGGUUUUAGUUUGCACGAGGUACAAGCAUCUAAGUGGUCCAACGAGUAUCUUUAAACUGAACUUGUCAGAGACAUUUAGCGCUAUUUUUAUUUUUGUAGCUUGUCUAGUACAGAACUCUCGAGACGAGUCGGUAAACACGUUUAAAACACGUUUGGUUGGUGUUGCAAAAAGGUUUGACCAAAGGUAUCCUUGAAAAAAAAAAUGAUGAAAACUGACGUAUGCUCUUAGUAUAUUUGAAAUAACCGGGUGUCUCUCAAACUGUUUUCACAAAAGAAGAACUUAUCGAAAUGUUAAUUUCAGAACCACACGUUAAAUUCAGACUUUUCAGGCUGCAGAUUUUUGUGGAAGAGUCUUUCAGGAUGACUUGACACGAAAAAUCAAAAGAAAAAAUAACGGCAAUUUACCGCGAACAAAUGUCCCAGCGAUGGUCUUGUAUCUUCAUGUGCAGUGGGCGUGGUUUAAACUGAAGUGGCGUCACACUUGCGAACCGGAUACUGCAUGUACUGCCUCGACCCCACGGGCGCGCGAGGAAGUCCAACACAGAGAGCCUCGGUUUCGAUGCGGAUAUGCGCAGACGGCGUUAAUGUGAAAUCCCUCUAUUACAUUGCGUGCUUCAGCAUGACUGCUGCAAUACCAUAUAGUCGUGGUUAUAUGCGAAUCAACCGGAAAUGAGUCAGAGGUGACAAGAACAUUGAACGGUAGAUAAAGAAUACCACAGGAAUGGUAUUUACACGGUUCUUUGAAUAGCUUGUUGUGAGAUGGAUUGUGAUAAUAAGAGCAUUUCUCGGCUAUUAUUGAUUUUAAUAUGUGACAAUUUUGCAGAUGAUGAUAAAGUUUUGUAAAUUGUAUUCCGAAUUUGUACAGUGCGCAGCUGCAUAGUUUAAGGCAGUUAUUUCUUCAUAAAGCAGUGUAUACAAUAGAUGCGGCGUUUUUCUCAUUUUUUCAAGAGCAAUAAAUAAAUAAAGCAGUUUUGAGCUUUUCAUUCGAA
Acanthaster planci (crown-of-thorns starfish) is the source of this 3736-nucleotide messenger RNA. Its product is annotated as polypeptide N-acetylgalactosaminyltransferase 1-like. Gene Ontology annotation, molecular function: polypeptide N-acetylgalactosaminyltransferase activity. Lineage: Eukaryota; Metazoa; Echinodermata; Asteroidea; Valvatida; Acanthasteridae. The record is from RefSeq and is a predicted model, not a curated record. Gene Ontology annotation, biological process: protein O-linked glycosylation. Gene Ontology annotation, cellular component: Golgi apparatus.